GCCAGUUCUGCAGCCCGCAGCUCGGUGCCCAGGACGCGGCGUGGCGGGGGGACCAGCUGACCAGCUCUACAGAAACAAGCAGCUUCAAGAUACUUUGCUUCAGAAGGAAGAGGAACUUGCUAGGUUACAUGAAGAAAAUAAUAACCUCCGACAAUACCUGAAUUCUGCCCUGAUUAAGUGUUUAGAAGAAAAAGCCAAGAAACUGCUAUCCUGCCAUGGCCAAAAAACCUGUGCUAGUCUCAAAAGCACCAAGAGAAGAUUAAAAGAGGACCACUGCUUUGUUCCUCAGGAAACUCCUCAUGCUUUCAAAGCUAGAAGGAACCUCUUUAAUGAAUUCACUGCCUGUGAAGAGCAAGCCAGCCCUACUGUGGACAGCUGGGUCUUGCAGACUUUAGGAUUAAAAGAUGUCAACACCAUUGAUGAAACUUCAGCUAACUACAGUGCCCUGGCCUCAGACCUUGGAAAAGACACGUACUGCCUGAGCCCUGGUGAAGCAAUAGACUAUGACCAGAGUGAAGGAGCGGCAGCAGCAUAUGGCUGUGGCCACAUGCCUCCAGCUAACAGCAGUACUCAUCCAUGCAGUGAGGACUCUUCCUUCCUUCCUCAGUUUUCUUCAGCACCAUGUGUUUCCUCAUCAGUGCCAAGCAUUUCCUCCCUCCCAACCUAUGGGUUGCCUUAUUUGACUAGCAAUUUUUCACCCAAUAAAACAGAAGUGGCCUUCACAACAUCUUUAAGUCCUCACCGCAAUGUGAGAACGCACACCUUCCACCAAGGACAAGCCUUCGUGCGCAGGGAUGAUGAUGGAGGAUGGAGAUUCACCUGGGUUCCCAAGCAGGCUGAAUAA
Molecule: messenger RNA, 844 nt
Organism: Balearica regulorum gibbericeps (East African grey crowned-crane)
Lineage: Eukaryota; Metazoa; Chordata; Aves; Gruiformes; Gruidae
Source: RefSeq, a predicted model, not a curated record